This is a messenger RNA of Lates calcarifer (barramundi perch), 5004 nucleotides long. RefSeq names its product hexokinase-1. Bases 345 to 3101 code for a protein of 918 amino acids. The record is from RefSeq and is a predicted model, not a curated record. Gene Ontology annotation, molecular function: glucokinase activity; mannokinase activity; D-glucose binding. Gene Ontology annotation, biological process: glucose 6-phosphate metabolic process; glycolytic process; intracellular glucose homeostasis. Lineage: Eukaryota; Metazoa; Chordata; Actinopteri; Centropomidae. The transcript has 21 exons. Gene Ontology annotation, cellular component: cytosol; mitochondrion.
GCCUCCUGCAGCUGAACUUGCUGUCUCACUCAUGCUUCCUGGUUUCACUCACAUGCACAUAGGAGGAAGAGCUGAAGAGUCUUAGCCGCACAUGAAGCAGCUCUGUCUAUUUUAAACCUCACCAGAUUGGAUUCAGGAUAUUUUUAUAUCUCUUGUGGCGUGUGACAGAUUGUAUGUAAAAGGAAGAGCCAGAGCAGAGUUUCUCUAUCUUUUUUUACAUUUUUAUUUUGGAUUUUUCUCCAUCUGACUGUAGUCUGAACGUGUGUGUGACACACACAGAGAGGGAGAGAGCGUGUGUGUUCGUGCGAGUCUGCAUGUGUGUGUGAGAGAGAAAGAGGACCAGGAUGAUUGCAGCCCAACUACUAGCCUAUUACUUCACUGAACUCAAGGAUGACCAGGUUAAAAAGAUCGAUAAGUACCUGUACUCCAUGCGUUUCUCUGAUGAGACGUUACUGGACAUCAUGCAUCGCUUUCGGAGGGAGCUGGCCAAAGGACUGGGUCGGGACACUAACCCCACCGCCGCACUAAAGAUGCUGCCAACGUUUGUGCGGUCAAUCCCUGAUGGCUCAGAGAAAGGAGACUUCAUUGCAUUGGAUCUGGGAGGCAGUAACUUCAGGAUCCUGCGUGUCAGAGUCAGCCAUGAGAAGAAACAGACUGUUCAGAUGGAGAGUCAGAUCUAUGACACACCAGAGGACAUAAUUCACGGCAGUGGAACAAGACUGUUCGACCAUGUGGCAGAAUGUCUUGGUGACUUCAUGGAAAAACACAGCAUCAAAGACAAGAAGCUGCCAGUGGGUUUUACCUUCUCCUUCCCCUGCCAGCAGACUAAACUGGACGAGGGAUAUUUGAUAACAUGGACAAAGCGUUUCAAGGCUAGUGGAGUGGAGGGGAUGGAUGUUGUCAAGCUGCUCAACAAAGCUAUUAAGAAACGAGGAGACUAUAAUGCUGACAUCAUGGCUGUAGUAAAUGAUACGGUUGGAACGAUGAUGACCUGUGGGUUUGACGACCAACGCUGUGAAGUCGGCAUCAUCAUUGGUACAGGCACCAAUGCGUGCUACAUGGAGGAGCUGCGUCACAUUGACCUGGUGGAGGGAGAUGAGGGCCGAAUGUGUGUAAACACUGAGUGGGGAGCCUUCGGGGACGAUGGCAGGCUGGAAGACAUCAGGACAGAGUUCGACAGAGAGAUAGACCGAGGCUCUCUCAACCCUGGCAAACAGCUAUUUGAGAAGAUGGUCAGUGGUAUGUACAUGGGGGAGUUGGUUCGUCUCAUUCUUGUGAAAAUGGCCAGAGAAGGCCUGCUGUUUGAGGGAAGGAUCACCCCCGAGCUGCUUACUAAAGGGAAGUUUGAGACUAAGCACGUCUCAGCCAUAGAGAAGAGUAAGGAAGGAUUGUCCAAAGCCAAAGAGAUUCUGACCAGACUUGGCGUGGAGCCUUCAGCUGAUGACUGUAUCGCUGUGCAGCAUGUUUGCACCAUUGUGUCUUUCCGCUCUGCCAACCUGAUAGCUGCCACGCUGGCUGGCAUCCUGACAAGGCUAAAAGAGAACAAAGGUGUGUCACGACUUCGGACCACUGUAGGCAUCGAUGGAUCUCUCUACAAGAUGCAUCCACAGUAUGCCCGUCGUCUUCAUAAGACAGUCCGUCGUCUGGUCCCGGACUCUGAUGUCCGAUUCCUCCUAUCAGAGAGUGGCAGUGGAAAGGGUGCUGCCAUGGUGACAGCUGUGGCCUACAGACUCGCCGACCAAUCACGACAAAUCGCCGAAACAUUGUCCGAAUUCCGCCUGACAACCGAACAGCUGCUGGAGGUAAAGAAGCGAAUGAAGACAGAGAUCCAAAAUGGCCUUUCAAAGAGCACUCAGGACUGUGCUACUGUCAAAAUGCUACCAACCUUUGUACGAAGCACUCCGGAUGGCACAGAAAAUGGUGAUUUCCUGGCUUUGGAUUUAGGUGGAACCAACUUCAGAGUUCUGUUGGUCAAGAUUCGCUCUGGCAAGAGGAGAACAGUGGAGAUGCACAACAAGAUCUACGCUAUUCCUCUAGAAGUCAUGCAGGGCACAGGAGAGGAGCUGUUUGAUCACAUUGUGCAGUGCAUCAGUGACUUCCUGGACUACAUGGGGAUGAAGAACGCUCGUCUUCCUCUGGGCUUCACCUUCUCGUUCCCCUGCCGGCAGACCAGCCUGGACGCUGGCAUCCUGGUGACAUGGACCAAAGGCUUCAAGGCGACAGACUGUGAAGGAGAAGAUGUGGUGGGACUGUUGAGGGAGGCAAUUAAGAGGAGAGAGGAGUUUGACCUGGAUGUAGUGGCUGUAGUCAACGAUACAGUGGGAACCAUGAUGACUUGUGCCUAUGAGGAACCCACCUGUGAGAUCGGACUCAUUGCUGGCACUGGCAGUAAUGCGUGCUACAUGGAGGAGAUGAGGAACAUCGAGAUGAUUGAGGGAGAUGAGGGACGGAUGUGUGUCAACAUGGAAUGGGGGGCUUUCGGAGACAACGGAUGCCUUGAUGAUAUUAGGACGGAAUAUGACCGCGCUGUGGAUGACUUCUCACUCAAUCCAGGCAAACAAAGAUAUGAGAAAAUGUGCAGCGGCAUGUACCUUGGUGAAAUUGUGCGAAACAUCCUCAUAGACAUGACAAAGAGAGGAUUCCUGUUUAGAGGACAGAUUUCUGAGACACUGAAGACCAGAGGCAUCUUUGAAACAAAGUUCCUCUCACAGAUAGAGAGUGACAGAUUGGCUUUGCUGCAAGUCAGAUCCAUCCUACAACACUUAGGACUGGACAGCACCUGUGAUGACAGUAUCAUUGUCAAAGAGGUAUGUGGAACAGUGUCACAUCGUGCAGCUCAGCUGUGUGGGGCAGGAAUGGCGGCCGUGGUCGAUAAGAUCAGAGAGAACCGAGGACUGGACCAUCUCAACAUCACUGUAGGGGUUGAUGGAACGCUCUACAAACUUCAUCCACAUUUCUCCCGGAUCAUGCACCAGACAGUUAAUGAACUGGCUCCUCAGUGUAAUGUCAACUUCUUGCUGUCAGAGGACGGCAGUGGGAAAGGAGCUGCACUCAUCACAGCCGUGGGCUGCCGACUGAGACAAGAGCUGAACAGUAAAUAGAAAACAUCUCCCCUGUCUCACUGUUAUCUCCCCACUUCUCUGGGCUCCCCCUCCACUCUUGUCUUUCACUCUUUUCUCACCCAUUGUAAAUCCAACCCAUCCAGUCGAUGUAUCACGCUCCAGUAGCUGCCUUAGUCUGUCUACGUGACAGAGAGAGAGGAGGAGGAGAUAGCUUUCUCUGCUGUGUAAAGUAGCAGAGAGUCAGGCACCAUGUUGUAGUUAGAUUAUAUUUGAUUAACCAUUUUAACAAUGCUCAAAUUCUGAAAGGUUUUUAAUUUUUUUUGAUUUAUGAGGUUAAAGUUAUAAAGAAAAAACAUGUACAUUCAACUCCUGAGAAAAUGUGCAGGGCAGAAAAAAGAUUUCACAUGCUCCUGUAAUGCUCCUGUGUCGCCGUCUGGAGGACUCCAAUGAUAACUGAAGUCUGGAGUACAACAAACACAACAGCUGCAGGGCCACUUCAAUACAACAUCGUGCAGUAAAAAUCCUUGCAACAUGUUCAGAAGAUGUUAAAACAGUGUUUUAGACCAAAGUCAGAGUGUGUCUGCUGUAGGCCAGGAGUAUGAUAUAUUAACAUGUAAUGAGAUGAAAGGGAAUAUUUUUUUGUUUUUAAUAUCUUACCCAGACAUAAUACAAUAUGUUAUACAUAUAUUGUAGCUAUUUAUUUUAUUUUUAUAUUGGGAGAUAUUGAGAAAUGUUAUUAUUGCGAAAAUGAUGCACACAGAGGAAGCCAUCAUGCAAAAUCCCUCAGACGGUACCUGUCGUGUGAACAAGGGCAGAAACAUAACAAAAGAGGGACUUUUACCAUGACUUGAUCUGCAGGGAAAGCCAUGUCACGUACUUGUUGAAUGUGAAGAUUUGUUUUAAUCAACACGGCAAUCCUAUUCUUCUCUAAUGUACUCUACUGUAAAAUAUGUCCAAAGAGCACUUGUAUUUUACUAAGUAGAAAUCCUGUUGUUGGUUCUAAUAACAGAUGUUGAUAAUUUGUUGUCGUCUUAAGAAGUGCCGGCUACCCUCAUCACCACAGUGAGGGUGACCAGUUACUUACCAACAGCCAUGAAACAGGAAUGUGGUGCUAACAUAGAUGCCAGACGAACAACGAUGGCCAAACUGUGUGUAAGAAGAAUAUUAAAGUUGUUGAAACUUUAAGGGGAACUGAAAUAAUUUGGAAAUUAAGUUCCUUCCUACACUCUCUCCAUGUUCUCCAUAUGCUCCUGAAAGCUCAGGAGGCUGUUAAGUGAACUACUGUAUGGCUCAUUCAAGUAGCACAGUUCAAUAUUUAUUUUUCUCUUCAGUUAAAGCAAAUAAACAAAUUAAUGACUGCUACUUAUGAUACUCAUUGAAAGAUGGGUUUAUUUGAUCACUGUCAGUUCUGAGAAAAAGGCUGGCCUUUUUUGAUCCCACAUACACAUAUUCAAGACUAUAACAAGAUAAAUGUUUUUAAAAUGAAGAUGCAUUCUUACACUUGUGGUGCUCAUGCACCAGGUCAGUGAUGUUCAAUUAGAACAGGGUACCAUCACUCAGAGGCAGCUGUGGUGCACAGAUGGACCUUUAAGAAGUUACAUAACAUUUUACUGCCAUCUUUGUGAAUCACAGUUUAAAUUCUGGCUCAUGGGGACAAAUAAGCACCGGUCCAACCUGAAGCUAAUACUGGUAACAAAUCAUAUCAACAAAACUGCUAGCUAGUUGAAUUUCCAUUCCUAACUUACGACCAGGAUAAAGACAGCCAGCCUCUCCAGGAGGAUCCUGAGCUCCCCUGCCUUCAGAAGUCAAUCUAAAAGCCAUCUCAGCACAUGAAAACACACAGACACCUUAAUCUCUUUGCCUCUUUGUUCACAAAACCCAGACUGUAUCUGUCCAACACUGUCAAUCAACUUGUCACUAAAUAAAAACAAACCUGUGUCAA